CCAGUCAACAUCACAGUCACUUCAAUCGCUUCAAGUGUUCAUCAUCAGUUCUCCAAGCAACAACAAAUAUGAAUACCUUGAUUGUAGUGCUCAGUUUAUUGGCCUGUGCGUUGGCCUCUCCGGCACCCUACGUUGUUUCUAGGUCGCCGGCCGUUCAAUUCUCAAGAUCCAACACGGAAAUUCUUGGACAAAUCAAUCAGCUGAAUGACGACGGCACCUACACUUUCGGCUACGAGUCCGCUGACGGAUCAUUCCGCGUCGAGAACAGAGAUAUUGACGGAUAUGUAUCCGGCAAAUGGGGCUACGUCGAUGCCAACGGCCAAGUCCAAGAGUUUGAAUAUGUCGCCGGAUCGACAAAUGGAGAAGCGAUAGGAUUCCAAGCUCGUGGAACUGCUAUCCCUGAAACUAACCGUGCUCAAGGAUUCCCAGUUUUGUCAUCGGCCGUCUCAGUGGACCAGAAAUUCCAGGACUAUGAAUAUUCCAGCGUUGACGACGACCGCGAUGGAUUUCCCGAUAACCUUUUCGAUGGAUCGUUCGGGACCCGCAACGUUGUCAAACCAAAUAUCGUCCGUUUGACCGGCGGCCAGACUUACAACGAAAAUGCAUCGCCAAUUCUUCGCGCUGUGGGUAAUCCUUCCAAGGUUUCCGUCCAGCCUUCCGUUGUCCGUCUGGCCACUUCGUCCCAAACGCCGUCGUCCGUUGUCCGAGUCGUAAAUCCUGGCCGGAACACUCAAAAGUCUGUCGUCCGCUUGGCAACACCUUCCAACACUGUCCGCUUCGUCAAUUCGGCCCAGGUUUCUAACCAACAACAGCAGAUUGUCCGUCUGUCUAACACUCCAAAAAGCGUCAUCCAACCUGCUCGAUUGGCCGGCGGAGGGUAUCAGGUGGUCCGUCAGAUGCAGCAGCAGCCCCAGCAGCAGUUCGUCCAAGUUGCUGGCCAGUCUCUCCUUCGCUCCCCCAGCUACUACACCAGCAAUUACGGUGGACAACGGUUUGUUUCACGCUCUCCUGUCGUCCGCUCUUCCGGAAGACUGAAUCCCUUUUUCGGAGGCGUCGCUACCGCCACCAAUAACGUCAGAGAUAAUUUCGGGAGUUUGAUGAUUAGAGACAAUAACAAGCUGACGUCUACUUCCAGCUUUGCUCCGUCAUCUGUCCAGACUGUCUUCAUAGACAGUGAUGACUUUGAUGACUUGAACGACUUUGAUGAUGACUUUGAUGACGACGAUUCUUUUAUUGUAGGUUCGUCGGCUUUCCUCGGUUAAUUUAGCGAUAACUAUAUUUGUCAUUAUUAGGGUUAUAUGGUCAUAUGAUGUUUGAAUAGUAGAAAAUAUAUGCAGAAUUCUUUAAAGCAA
Daphnia pulex (common water flea) is the source of this 1352-nucleotide messenger RNA. RefSeq lists its product as uncharacterized. Gene Ontology annotation, molecular function: structural constituent of chitin-based larval cuticle. Lineage: Eukaryota; Metazoa; Arthropoda; Branchiopoda; Diplostraca; Daphniidae. The record is from RefSeq and is a predicted model, not a curated record. The transcript is spliced from 3 exons. The coding region runs from base 69 to 1262 and encodes 397 amino acids. Gene Ontology annotation, cellular component: chitin-based extracellular matrix.